This is a messenger RNA of Myxozyma melibiosi, 1020 nucleotides long. RefSeq lists its product as uncharacterized. The transcript has a single exon. Bases 65 to 574 code for a protein of 169 amino acids. NCBI's taxonomy places the organism in Eukaryota, Fungi, Ascomycota, Lipomycetes, Lipomycetales, Lipomycetaceae. The record is from RefSeq and is a predicted model, not a curated record.
CUUCUUUUUUGAUCUGCUCUCUACUCUACAUUUGUUGAUUAUUGUUUACUGCAACUACUUGAAUAUGCCUCCCAAAUCAACCUCAACCCCGAAGAAACGCGCAAGCCCGACGAAGCAGCCCGCAAAGCAGCCCGCAAAGCAGCAGCCCGCGGCAACUCCCUCGACGCGAUCAAAGGCUAAACCCACCGAGAUCGCAAAGACCACUGCGAGUACUGCAGCAGCACCCGCGCCCAAGAAACGCGCUGCUUCAAAGAGCAAGAGUCCGACGCCGACGGAGACGCAGGUGGCAGAGUCUGCGACUACGACUGCGCCGGAGACGGCGAGGGUGCCGAACGCGGAGCUGUACCGCAAGCAAAUUGUUCCGUCGGUGAUUAUCCUUGUUGUCGCGGCUUUGGUGUAUUUUGUGGUGACGAAGGUGGAUGUGGAGGGGUAUUAUCAGCGAGCGGUGUUGGUUGGAGGAGGGCAUUAUAAGAAGGCGAUGCUGGUUGGAGAAGGGUAUUAUAAGAAGGCGGUGCUGGUUGGGGAGGGAUAUUAUAAGAAGGCGAAGUUGGUUGUGAAGGAGAGACUGCAGUGAGCAGAGAUGAGAUCAGGUGAGAAGCAGUGAGAUGUACGAUAUCGAUCUGUGUUGAGAGAUAGUAAUAGUAUUGCAACAUAUGCUAUUGUAGUUAUUGUAACUUAUCAUGUAAGUAGUCAACUGACUAUAUUCAUACUAUGACAGUAAUCAUAGCAACCACCGGAAAAGCCUUGAUGUGGCUUUGAUGCGGCACAGUUUCGGAGAAGACUCAGCUCGCUUGGUCGGAGAAGAGAGGUCUUUGCUCUCUUUGUCUGAUAUCUAGAACUGUUUGAUGAUCUUAGGUGUUUAUAUCUUGUGAAUAUGUUCUUAUAUCUGGAUUGAAUAUAACAACACUCAUUAAUUAUAUCCGGCAGAAGCGGCGGCAGCCAAGACGGCGAUAUGUCCGGUCGAGAGCAAAGAGAAUGAUACACAACAUACAAUAGCUGCAUACAAUUACUACAUUCUAC